AUGUCGAGCUUAAACGCCUAUUUAAACAAAAAGGUUGCUGUUCUGACGUCUGACGGGCGGUUCUUUGUCGGUGUGCUCGAAGGAUAUGACCAUUCAACAAACCUCAUACUAUCAGAUACGCAGGAGAGGGUGAUAGUUCCUGCUGAAGAAGGUGAGAGUAUAAUCGACGAGCUGGGGCUGUUUGUCAUACGCGGUGAUUUGGUGGUGUGUGUAGGGGAAAUUGACGAAGCUUUGGACAAGAGCAUCGACUGGACAAGAGUACACGGGUCAACGAUACAGAAGACAAAGAAGUCUAUAAGGUGAGGCUACAACGAUCACAGCAAGUAUGUUAAUAAUGGAUUUAAUAAUGGAGAAUAUUAUCACUUAAUGGCACGCCAUAGUGUCUCUUGGCUCGCCGUGGAAGAUGUGAUGUCCAAGCGUGGCACCGACAACAACGGCCAGCAUGACCCAUGCGUUGUAGCUCAUGAAGAUCAACAUGAUGAUGUAGCUGU
This is a messenger RNA of Williopsis jadinii, 491 nucleotides long. RefSeq names its product U6 snRNA-associated Sm-like protein LSm8. The coding region runs from base 1 to 303 and encodes 100 amino acids. Lineage: Eukaryota; Fungi; Ascomycota; Saccharomycetes; Phaffomycetales; Wickerhamomycetaceae. The record is from RefSeq and is a predicted model, not a curated record. Gene Ontology annotation, biological process: mRNA splicing, via spliceosome. Gene Ontology annotation, cellular component: U6 snRNP; precatalytic spliceosome; U4/U6 x U5 tri-snRNP complex. The transcript is spliced from 2 exons. Gene Ontology annotation, molecular function: RNA binding.